Molecule: messenger RNA, 2968 nt
Organism: Hemibagrus wyckioides
Lineage: Eukaryota; Metazoa; Chordata; Actinopteri; Siluriformes; Bagridae
Product: MORC family CW-type zinc finger protein 3-like
Exons: 18
Coding region: 113-2317 (734 amino acids)
Cellular component (GO): PML body; nucleus
Molecular function (GO): ATP hydrolysis activity
Source: RefSeq, a predicted model, not a curated record
ACAAAGUCAGUAUAAAUGUGGAUGCGUUGUUCCUGUAUUUCAAAACAGAAGAGUCUCCUACUCCUUCCUAAGAAGCUUACUCUGGAACUGCAGACUGAAGUUUUAAACAAAGAUGACAUCACUAACAAAUAGAGGAAUACCUUUAAGCUUGAUUAAUCCACGGUAUCUGCACUCAAACUCUACUAGCCACACCUGGCCCUUCAGUGCUGUAGCAGAAUUGAUUGACAAUGCUUAUGACCCAGAUGUCAGUGCAAAACAACUCUGGAUUAAUAAAAUGGUGUUUAAACAGACAGACUGCCUCAUCUUCAUGGACAAUGGACAAGGCAUGAACUAUGACAAGAUGCACAAAAUGCUCAGUUUUGGCUUCAGUGAUAAGGAGUCGGUAAAAGGCCGUGCUGCAGUCGGUCUUUAUGGUAAUGGUUUUAAGUCAGGCUCCAUGCGCUUGGGGAAAGACGCCAUCGUGUUCUCAAAGCAAGCCAACACCAUGUGUGUGGGUCUCCUGUCACAGACUUACCUCGAGAGGACAGGAGCAAAGAAUGUCGUAGUGCCUAUUGUCAUGUUCACCAAAACUGGACAGACAGUCAGUGCUGCACCACAGCAUGCAGAGAGUCUUCGAGAUAUCCUGAAACAUUCUUUGUUUAACACUGAGGAAGAACUGCUGUCUGAGUUCAGUAUCAUUGAAAGGUUAAGCAACUCAAGUGGAACCCGUAUCAUCAUCUGGAACCUACGCACAAAAUCUUCAGGAGAAUUAGAAUUUGAUUUCAUGAAGGACCCCAAAGACAUUCGGAUCCUUGAUGAUGUGUACAAGACAUUCAGGGAGUCAAACAAGCGUCAGGGUCAGGAAAGCAAGUCAGUGCCUGAGAGUGACUAUUCACUGCGGGCGUACUGUAGUAUCCUGUACCUGAAUCCAAGAAUGGAAAUUAUCCUUCAAGGGCAGAAGGUGGAAACUCAGUCUAUCACAACAACUCUAGCAAAGGCCCGUACGGACAUAUACAAACCUGACUGUUUGAAAAAGGGACUAACAAUCACAUUUGGCUACAACAAAAAGAGGAUGGAGCACUAUGGACUGAUGAUGUACCACCAAAACCGUCUCAUCAAAGCCUAUGUGCGUGUCCCCUGUCAGCGCAAGAACAACAAUACAGGACAAGGAGUUAUCGGGGUUAUAGAGUGUAACCACCUCAAACCAACUCACAAUAAACAGGACUUUGAUGAUACUCAGGAGUACAGGAACACUAUGAAGAAUCUAAAUAAUAAACUUGAGCAAUAUUGGAGGAACUUCUCUUAUAGUUAUCAAGCCUUUAAACCUGCUGAGAAUACUGAAAGUUCUACAGAUGAGAAGCCUGAGGAUUCUAUUGUGGAACUACCUGCAUACAAACAACAUGAGAAAAAUCUGAAGUUGCAGUUGCAGAAGAAGAACAGAGAGUGGGUUCAUGUAUUGCAGUCUCCUUCUAAAGCCAGGUCAUCUACUCAAACAACCCCCAGCUCUCUUAUUUUUCAGUCUCUCACAGGUGCAGGCUCAAGUUCUUCUGAUGACACUUUAUCAGAUACUCAGGAGAUUUCUGUCUCCACAACACCAAGAAAGAAGAGAGUCAUGGGUCAGUCUCAAGAGAACACAGAGAAGAAGAAAGCCAAGCAAAUAGAUUUUGCCAACAACAUACCAGACCCAUCAACUUCCACAGACUUACCUGCCAUGUUUAUCCAUGAUGGCAAUGUUAAUAAAGUAGGGGAAAAAAACAUUAAAACAAAAUUGAAAGACAGCAGAGGUGACAUGAUUGACAAGAGCAGAGAGAAGAAGGAGCAAUACAAUCAUAGCACACAAGCCAGUUCUGAGCACCAGCCAAACUAUGAAGUUCAGCUCCUUCAGGCCAAGCAGGAAAUAAAUCAACUCCAACUUAAGGUGAAAUGUCUAGAAGAUGAGAAUUGCACUUUGACGAGCUGCUAUGAGAGCCUGAAGAAAGAUUUAGAGGAAACAAAGAAAAAAAGUGAAAAGGUAAAAAUAAGUGUAGAAGAUCGAUUGAUGCAGACAGAUUUUCCUAUUUCCUCUGCUGAGGGGUGUGGUGCAACUUCAGCAGAAUCCUCCAACUCAGGAAGAGUGAGAGACUCACACUUUGGUACUCAGCAGCAUCAGACACAGGACAGACUGGAAAGCAUGCAAGGAAACAGUGACACCCAGAUAUACCGCCUUAGGUUAAGAGAACUCAGGCAAAGUGUGGCAUGUCUCCUGGUCAGCCUUGUCCCUGAUCUAAAUCUUCAGCAGAUGAACUACGACUGUGAAGAUGUUGAUGAGAUUCUUACUCAAGUUAUAAAUAAGAUCUAAGUAAAAACAGUGGUUGAUUGAUUGUUUAAUAAAAUACCUACGCAUAUAGAUUUUUAAAAUCCCUUAUUCUGUUUAAAAAAUUUUUUGACAAGAUAUGAAGUUUUUAUUGUUUCCAGUGUAUUUUAGCCAAAAAUGUAAGGUUUAGGUACUGUCUCUUUUCCCUUUUACACAUUUAUAACAUUUAGCCUUUAUUCAUUUUGCCUUUUACUUCAUGUAUUUAGAAUUAAGUUUCAUAUACAUAUUCAUAUUUGAACUUUCAUAUUAUUAUUAUAUAUAAUCAUGUGUAAAGGGUGGUAAUAUAUUCAGCUCAUGUAUAGGCAUAAAAUCUUCCAUUUUUUUCUGUUCCCAUUUUGUAAAUUCUGUGCUUGAAAUGAAAAAUAUUAUACUUCGCUGUAGGGCAAAACUGAGAAAAACAUGGACGUUAUAUACAGCAGGUAGUUUGUUUGAUGCAAUAUAAUGUGCUCAUCAAGGGCCUGAUUUACUAAGCUACAUGAUUAUGUACACAAAUAAAUGUUAAUAUUGCUGAAUAAUGCAGCUAGUAGAAUAUUUAUAAAGAAAAAAGAUAUAUAACUCAGAUUUUUUCAUUUUUCUUUGUAUUUUAUUUCUUUCUUUGUGUGUGUUUGAACUGCAAUAAAAAAAUCAUAUUACAGA